Molecule: messenger RNA, 774 nt
Organism: Rodentolepis nana
Lineage: Eukaryota; Metazoa; Platyhelminthes; Cestoda; Cyclophyllidea; Hymenolepididae
Source: the annotation of a GenBank genome assembly
AUGAAAUGUGAUCUACAUCUUUCUCAUCAGUCUCAGAUAAACUCAGAAGAGCGUGAAAUGCCACAACAAUCAUCAAUGACACUGGCCAUGAAACAUAUUCUUAACGAGGAUCAAGUCAGUCAACGCCGAAAGCUACUUCUAAACCAACUUCCUGAACAGGAUAUCUUCUUGCAUCUUCGACAAAUCUCUCUUUGGAUUGAUCCUUUGGAUGCUACCCAGGAGUUCAGCGAAAAUUUGCUCAACUAUAUAUCGGUUAUGGGAUGCGCUGCAAUUCACGGUGUACCGAUGUUCGGAGUUGUCCAUUUUCCCUUUUCGAAUACGACCUAUUGGUCAUCACUAGCUAACCAGUUGUCAGGGAACCUUCGAAGCCUUCCAAAACCAGUGCCUCGAACGCCCACAACACAGAAUCCCCUGCGAAUUCUCAUCUCUCGAUCACAUAGUAUGGAAGAUUUUAGCGACAAAUUGCGUAAGGCGUUCGGCUCAACUCCAAUUGAAGUCAUUCCCGCCGGUGGUUCAGGUUACAAGAUGAUAGAGCUUGCUCGAGGAGGAGCGGAUCUCUAUAUUCACGCAGGCGGAGCUCGCCGGUGGGAUGUCUGUGGACCUUCCACGAUUCUGCAAGCCCGUGGCGGAGUGGUACGCACUCUCAAAGGAGAUUCCAUCACCUUCAAUCACCAGGAUCCCAGUGACCUUGACUCUCAUACGGGAAUUUUCGCUGCUGCCUCGAGCGAACUUUUUGACACAUGGUCACCUAUUGUCUCCUCUCUUAUCGAAUAA